AAGGCCAAAUUACCCUCCAAAACGGCCCAACCAAAAAACGAAAAAAGGAAAAAAAACUUUAGCAAAAAAACACGAAAAACCCCUUAAUUCUAUGUAAAUCACGAGGACAGAGUUAGUUCCUGUUUUUUGUUUUCUUUUCCAGAUCGUAGGAACAUUGUAAGCUCUGGAUUUUGGGUAUCACUGAUCGCGGCCACAAAACAGCAUUGCUUCGAUCUCGAUCGCGGAUUCUAACAGUUUCUUAUAUUGUUCGAUUUGGCGUCAAAAUCUGAAUGAUUGAUAUGAAGAUUGGGAUUUUUUCGAGGGCGAUUUCGGUUCUCGUUGUUAUGAUUAUUUGAUUUUGCUUGAAAUCGAUCUGCAUUGUGCGUAUCUGAUCGGGAAUCUCCGUGAUUUCAUACAUAGAAAUCGGUUUGGUGAUUCUGAAGAUCCGAGAUUUUGAAUUCGACCACUGGUUUGAAAGGCAUUGUGGAUUUUGAGAGGGCGAGGUUUUAGAUAUGGAUCCAUUAUCAUCAAUCAGCGAAGAGCUUGCGGAGAUUGACGGCCAAAUCAGCGACAUUUUCCGGGCUUUAUCAAAUGGAUUUCAGAAGUUGGAGAAGAUUAAGGACUCCAAUAGGCAGAGUAGGCAGCUGGAGGAGCUCACGGGAAAGAUGCGAGAAUGUAAGAGGCUUAUUAAGGAGUUCGACAGAGAGGUCAAGGAUAUGGAAAGUAGAAAUGAUCCAAACACCAACAGGAUGCUUAAUGAGAAAAAGCAGUCUAUGAUUAAGGAGUUGAAUUCAUAUGUGGCUUUAAAGAAACAAUAUACAGCAAAUCUAGAUAACAAAAGAAUUGACCUUUUUGAUGGGCCAGCAGAGGAACACGGAGAAGAAAAUGUCCUGUUAGCCUCGAAUAUGACCAAUCAACAGCUUGUGGAUAAUGGACACCGAAUGAUGGAUGACACAGAUCAAGCCAUUGAGAGGUCAAAAAAGGUUGUUCAAGACACCAUCAAUGUUGGAACAGAGACAGCAGCAGCUCUCAAGGCUCAAACUGAACAAAUGAGUAGGAUUGUUAAUGAGCUGGACUCUAUCCAUUUCUCAAUCAAGAAAGCAUCUCAGCUGGUGAAGGAAAUUGGUAGGCAGGUUGCAACUGACAGGUGUAUUAUGGCCUUACUUUUCCUAAUUGUCGCUGGAGUCAUAGCGAUCAUUAUAGUGAAGGUCGUGAAUCCAAACAACAAGUCCAUCCGGGAUAUACCUGGAUUGGCCCCUCCGGCAAUGAAUCGAAAGCUACUUUGGGACCAUAUCUAGGAAGAAUUAAGGAAAUGACCUAUUUCACGUGGUUGUUGAAGACAAAACUGAGUAUGGAUGAUGUUUUGAGCCCCCGGUUUUAUAAAAGGGAUGAAGGUCAGGUAAUGGAAUUGUUUCUUGGGUAGUUUGUGCUUUAGAGACUUGGCCGACAUUCCCAAAUGCCUGUCUCCUUACUAUUGUUGAUCCUUGCUGAUUAGUUUCAUUUGGGUGAGAUCUGUAUGGUCAUUUUCUUUUUCUUCCGGGACUUAAAAUGCUGUAUUUUUAUUUAAAGGAAGGGAUACCUAUGAUGUCUC
Messenger RNA from Morus notabilis, 1570 nucleotides. Its product is annotated as novel plant SNARE 11. Bases 492 to 1277 code for a protein of 261 amino acids. NCBI's taxonomy places the organism in Eukaryota, Viridiplantae, Streptophyta, Magnoliopsida, Rosales, Moraceae. Gene Ontology annotation, molecular function: SNARE binding; SNAP receptor activity. The record is from RefSeq and is a predicted model, not a curated record. Gene Ontology annotation, biological process: vesicle fusion; retrograde vesicle-mediated transport, Golgi to endoplasmic reticulum. The transcript is spliced from 10 exons. Gene Ontology annotation, cellular component: ER to Golgi transport vesicle membrane; late endosome membrane; endoplasmic reticulum membrane.